UUACUUGAAGCAGAAUAGAUAAAGAUAGCGUAAUAUAUUGAUAACAACAAACGUCGAGAACUUCCAUUCUUCAGACGAACAUGAAACUGCUUUCCGUUUGGUUAUUUAUUGGUUUCACAUCAUGUCACGGAUGUAAUGUGGGCUGGAUACAGUUUCAAGAUAAAUGUUACUUGUUCAGCCAUACACUAGACAGCUGGGCAGAUGCUGCCGGAGUUUGUAGUGUAUUCCAUUCCAAGUUGGCCGAACCAAGAACUGCAGCUGAAUCCAAGUUUUUAAUCAGCCACAGCCAAUCCCAAGGGGGAAAUUUCUGGAUCGGUAUAUCUGAUAUCAUUGAGGAAGGAAGAUGGGAAUAUUCUGACCAGACUGUCAUCACUGUUAACGAUUUUGUCCCUGGUGAACCGGACCAGCAUACCACUGGAAACUGUGCGAUAUUGUGGCAGGGCUACCACGGACGCUGGGGAGACUAUUUCUGCUCAAUUCCAUCUAAAUUCAUCUGUGAAACUGACGUUAUAUUACCUGGUUCAGAUCUUAUUGGAUGAUUUAAGUAACAAUUAUUCAAAUUCAGGAAAAAUAAAGGAUAACCUAUAAGCCAGGAGUCUGUUGUCUUCCUAAAAAAAAUUUAAGUACACAUUAUCAGACAUGGUGUGUUUCC
Ostrea edulis (European flat oyster) is the source of this 652-nucleotide messenger RNA. Its product is annotated as perlucin-like. The record is from RefSeq and is a predicted model, not a curated record. The transcript is spliced from 5 exons. NCBI's taxonomy places the organism in Eukaryota, Metazoa, Mollusca, Bivalvia, Ostreida, Ostreidae. The coding region runs from base 81 to 539 and encodes 152 amino acids.